GCUUACUUGCAAUAUCAUAUGAACGACUUUUCUGGGUUCCUUCGUCGAAGGGUUAGAAGCUCCUUCAAGUGGGAUCGCAUCAGAAGCUGCAUUAGCCAAACCAACGUGUGUGCUCAGCUCAGCCAGAGUUACAGAAUGGCCGAGGACUUCUUCGACGCACAUCUAACGCCCAUGCAGUCAGGGUGCUGCAGGCCACCAACACAAUGUGGGUAUACUUUUGUGAAUCCAACCUAUUGGAUUAGAGCGUUCAACCUUGCAGCAGAUAUGGAUUGCCUGCAAUGGAGCAACGAUCAAACACAACUUUGCUACAACUGUGACUCGUGCAAGGGUGGUUUAUUGGCUAAUCUUAGGAAGGAGUGGAAAAGGGCCAAUGUGAUAUUAAUCAUCACAGUCAUUGUUCUAAUUGUGGUGUAUUUGGUAGGGUGCUGUGCUUUUAGGAAUGCCAAAACUGAGGACCUCUUCCGCAAAUACAAACAGGGGUAUACUUGAGAAGGAUCAAUGUGUUUUAGUUGAAGUUAGUGGUAAAGUUUCUUCUUGGCUACUUAGUUUAAAUCAACUAUUUGAGUCCGUGUUUUGAAAGACAUGCUUGUAUGAAUUUGUCUCUUGCACUUAUUUUAGCAGAAAAAAGAUGGUUGGUUUUAUAUGGGAUGGGUUAAAGGUUGAAACUUGAUCAUAUAAGGUGUUAAGAGGUGAGCGUGAUUUGUGGAGAAGAGCACCGAAAGCUGAAUACUCGACUACCGAGGCACCAAUUAAAUUGGCCUGGAAUCAUUUUAAAAUGUAUACUACCACCUUCGAGGCAUUUUGGCGCUCCAAAAGUGCACCUUUUCAAAUUCAAAUCAACUUUAAUUAAUUCAAGUUCCCAAUCAUUUCAGAAAGGAUUUAUAUUUUAGCGGAAUUUGUAUUUUUAGAUGAAACAUUGGACAUUAUAGUCUGUAUUUUUAGAUAAACAUUGGACAUUUGCAUUUGAGGAUUGA
Molecule: messenger RNA, 974 nt
Organism: Vigna umbellata (rice bean)
Lineage: Eukaryota; Viridiplantae; Streptophyta; Magnoliopsida; Fabales; Fabaceae
Source: RefSeq, a predicted model, not a curated record